AUGCAUCUCCCAGCGUUGGUGGUCGUGGUUGCUUCCGCCACUUCAGACUUCAGUUCUACGUCCAGGGUCCCUCCUUCCUUCCAGUCACGAUUCAGUGGCAUGGAGACGGGGAACACGUUCUCCAGCGCCAACCUUCGCGUUAGGGAUAAAAUUGUGGAAGAGAAGCAUCAGAAAGAGCUUGCUGACAUAGAGCGCAAGUUGACGCGAUGCAAGGCCACGAACGACGACCUCUUGAAGCAGCUUUUCGAUGCUAGACACCGUGGCGAACAUCUAGCUUCGCUACUUGGGUUUCCUAGUCUCAUGGAAGCUCAAGUCUAUAUCGAGAAUGCCGACGAGGAUAUGACAUACAAGGAACGCAGUGAUCGUAUGACCGACCUUCAACGUCAAUUGAAAGCAGCGCAGGCCGCUGUGGACGAGUCAGCAAAUGUCAGGGAAGAAGUUGAAUCUCUCAAGCGCAGCCUAGCAGAGUCGCGCGCGGAGGUAGAGUCGCUCAAGUCUGGCGGUGAGCUUGCGAUUCUUCAAAAGCGUUAUGAUAGGGUAGUAGACUCUAUGGAUCGCGCUAGCAAACGAUAUGCGAGAGACUACCGAGCAAUGGAUAGAGUGCGCAAAUAUCUAGCUUGUACGGACGCUAUGAUGGAUAGCACAGAUCCACACCGCGCGGAGUUACAGCAAAAACGUCUCAAAGGCUUCUCUAAGAAUGAACUACAGAAGCUGAUUGAUAUGCUGGCCAACGGCACUAAUCCAGCUGCCUUAGAUAAGCACCUCGGUAUAGUGCAUGCUAUUCCACAUCGACAAACACCCCAAAUAGAACCUACAUCGUCUCUUCGUUCCUCGCAGACGCGUGUGGCCCAGUCCCAUUCUCCUCAAUCCAAGCUUCCUCCUUCGAGCCCGUCUCCUCACGAUUUACCUGCACAUAGUUCGGACACCGAAAGUGAUUCCCAAGCUUUGGAACCAUUCGCCGCUACGUUAUUCAGGAAGGGUGGGGGCCCAUCUUCAGAUACUGAAGACGAUUCCCAGAUGCCCAGUGCAACUAACCUCAGCCCUGCUCCUGUUCGUGUGGCCACUAAGUUCGAGACGCCUAAUUAUACGUCCAGGCCUUUCAUCCCGAGAACUGUCCCUCACGAAACUCGAACGUCCCCCACGACCAGCCAUCUACAGCGACGACCUAAUGCAGAGGCAGCUCGGCCUAGUAAAGUGCGGCGCACGUACGCCGAAGAUGUCUCCGCGAACAUGAGUUCGACACCAAUUCGAGCUCCUGAUCGCUCCACGAGGGCACCAUUGAAGGAUAAGCCACUAGUCCGCAUAAUGGGAAAUGAGAAACCCACCCCCGACUCCGCCCCGUUGUUCAAGGGAAAAGGAAAGGCCACAGAGGGCGGCGGAGCCACUACUCCGACGCCAUCAGCGCCAGCGAGAAAUGGUAGGCUCACAGACUACUCAGCUUACAAAGGUCGGGGGAGAUAUGCACAGCCAGCUCAAUCUUCGGGGAGCUCCAAGCCCAUCAACACAUUGUUCGCGAUUGAUCCCAAACGCAACGGCGGACUGGACUUCCAGUUCGAGGAAGUAGUAAAGAAUAAAGAGGAUAGAAAGAAGUUGCACGCGGGCGAUUGCGAGUGUUGUCGCGACUACUAUGAAGCUGUUGGGCCUCUUCCUCCUAGGCCUCAGCCACCUUUGUGGCGAUCGCCGGAAUCCACUCCAACCGCUCAACGCCACCGGGCUUCGAGCAGUAACACCUCCCCCGACAGUAGGACUAAGACCAUUGAUCGGCAUAAGCAAGCUAUAUCUCGGCAUCGGCAACAAUGGGUUCGAGGUCGGACGCCGCCGGGCUACUGGAACAUAGGGUUUCCAAGCACCCAAGAGGCUAAUGAUAUCAAUCGCUACGCAGAGGAUAUGCAUAGGAGAAAGCAAGAAGAGAUCGAGAAAGAGGCCCGGAAAGAGAAUGGACGGUAUAAACGGAGGGAUCGAGAUUGGUGA
This is a messenger RNA of Pleurotus ostreatus (oyster mushroom), 1971 nucleotides long. RefSeq lists its product as uncharacterized. Gene Ontology annotation, cellular component: site of double-strand break. Gene Ontology annotation, molecular function: double-stranded DNA binding; flap-structured DNA binding; double-strand/single-strand DNA junction binding. Bases 1 to 1971 code for a protein of 656 amino acids. The transcript has 7 exons. The record is from RefSeq and is a predicted model, not a curated record. NCBI's taxonomy places the organism in Eukaryota, Fungi, Basidiomycota, Agaricomycetes, Agaricales, Pleurotaceae. Gene Ontology annotation, biological process: double-strand break repair via homologous recombination; DNA double-strand break processing involved in repair via single-strand annealing.